Aspergillus welwitschiae is the source of this 1653-nucleotide messenger RNA. RefSeq names its product cytochrome P450. The transcript is spliced from 7 exons. Bases 1 to 1653 code for a protein of 550 amino acids. The record is from RefSeq and is a predicted model, not a curated record. NCBI's taxonomy places the organism in Eukaryota, Fungi, Ascomycota, Eurotiomycetes, Eurotiales, Aspergillaceae. Gene Ontology annotation, molecular function: iron ion binding; heme binding; monooxygenase activity.
AUGGAGCGUUCAGAGCAGCAGAACGAGGCCGCCCGAGAGUUGUGGUUAUGGGUAGGAUGUCUUGCCCUCACAUUGGCAAUUCUGCAACUCUUCCGAACAUGGUGGUCACUGAGGCAUAUUCCCGGUCCCUUUCUCGCCAGCAUCACCAACCUACCUCGAGUGUGGUGGGUAAAAACCGGUCGCGCGCACCUUUAUCAUCAGGCUCUUCACAAAAAAUAUGGAGAUGUGGUCCGCCUCGGACCCCGCAUGGUCUCUUUCAGCAACCCCGAAGCAAUUCCGACGGUUUAUCCAAUUCGACCUGGUUUUCCCAAGAGUGACUUUUAUGCUGUCCUGCGUCCUUAUACCCGCGAACGUGGCUCAAUGCUGGCAGUGUUCAACACACAAGACGAGUCGAUGCACAAGCUGAUCAAAAGCCCAAUUGCACCGCUUUUUUCCCUCUCGAACGUAGUCCACUUUGAAGGUCUAGUGGAGGAAGUUCUCGCAUGUCUAUCCGAGCAAUUUGAUAAACGCUUCGUGGCCACGGGCGAGGCAUUCGACUGCGCUGAAUGGUUACAGUACUUUGCCUUCGACGUCAUGGGGACUAUGUCUUUUUCUAAGCGGUAUGGGUUUCUCGAGCAAGGCCGCGAUGUGAACGGCAUGUUGAGGGCCAUUUUCGAAUUCUUCAUGGUGGCAGCACCGAUGACACAACUUACAUGGCUGGACCCAAUUCUGUACAAAAACCGUCUGGCGCACAGUUUUCGACAGACCCCGGGAAUGUCUAUUCUAGGAUUCGUGGGCAAGGCAAUUGGGGGUCGACUGGCCAAGAGCGGCGAUGUCAAGGAAGAUUCCGGCUUCACACCUCCAAACAAGGACUUUCUGGCUCGCUUUCUCGAGACUCAAAAACUGAAUCCCAAACUUCCGCCAUGGGUCUCCACGGCCUGGACAUUUUCCAAUGUCAUUGCUGGCUCCGAUUCGGUUGGGACUUCCUUAGAAAGACUGCAACGCGAACUCGACGGAGCCAACCUGACCCGGCCAUAUCCACAAUGGAGCGAAGUACGCGACUUACCCUACCUGGACGCUUGUAUUCAGGAAGCUGCACGCCUGCAUCCUCCGUUCGCCCUUCCAUUGGAACGCAUUGCUCCGCGAGGUGGUGUGACGGUACUAGGCCACUACUUACCCGAAGGCACGCUUGUUGGGGGUAACCCUUACGUCGUUAAUCGUCACGAAGCCACCUUUGGCCCGGACGUAGAGGCUUGGAAGCCCGAGAGAUGGCUUAAUGCGGAAGAUGACCACAAAAGGCUCCUCGAGCAGAGCCUACUCACGUUUGGUGCCGGUAGACGUGUUUGUCUGGGUAGGCAUAUCGGGAUUUUCGAACUGAAGAAGCUUCUACCAUUCUUGAUCUUGAACUACAAGCUACGAUGCGAAAUGGGUUCCUCUUCAGGCAGCGAAGCUUUACUUGCCAGAUUCAAAGGCGGGAGUAGUGAAGCCUUUGAACGGCAUAGAUACGAAACGUCAGUCAGCAAUUGUGAUCUUCCAGAGGUUUCUGCAUUACAUAGCACGAGAGCAGUAAAUUGGCGGCUAUUGUCAGCGAAUUCACGCAACGUUUCUGUUCCUGUUAUGCGCAGUGUAGCAUCUUUCGAAACCCUUUGGGAGACGAGGACGUCGGAGGAUUAA